Nematostella vectensis (starlet sea anemone) is the source of this 1578-nucleotide messenger RNA. RefSeq lists its product as uncharacterized. The transcript has 3 exons. The record is from RefSeq and is a predicted model, not a curated record. Lineage: Eukaryota; Metazoa; Cnidaria; Anthozoa; Actiniaria; Edwardsiidae. Bases 540 to 1184 code for a protein of 214 amino acids.
GAGCAACAAACAAGAUGGCGGAUAAUCGCGAUGUUGCAACUCUAGCGAUAGUUGCCGUCUUGUUAAAGCGGAAAAGGCGGCAAAGACGCAAAAGAACGAUUUGGGAAAAAGAGUGGCUUAAGCGAAGAAUAAAUUUCAGCGCUUAUAGGCAAAUUGCAACUAAGCUACAGCUAGAAGAUCCUGAAAACUAUCGGAGAUAUCUUCGUAUGGACACGGCAACGUUUGAGAAAAUGCAGAGCAAUUGACCAGUUUUUUACAUGAUGAGUCAUUUCCACACCAGCACACUCCAACAGAGGACUCAAAUGACAUUAUACAAUCAGUGGAACUAAUGUCAUCCAAACUUGAAGAACUCCCUUCAGAGCCCUCUUUAUUACACGUGGUGCGCCAGAUGAAGUACUGGUCGUCAUUGUUUGUAGGAAUGAUGAAAAGUGGCAGUACAAGUGGGUUUCCAUCUACAUCUGCUGCCAUGUCUGUGGUGCCGUCUGCUGCCAUGUCUGAGGUGCCGUCUGCUGCAAUAUUUACUGUGCCAUUUGUUCCCUAUGUCUGCAGUGCCAUCUGUAGGUGUUAGUGGUGCAAGUGCUCUAAGUGUUAAUGGUGUUAGACCUGUAGGUGUUAGUUGUGUUAGACCUGUAGGUGUUAGUUGUGUUAGACCUGUUGGUGUAAUUGGUGUUAGACCUGUAGGUGUUAGUGGUGCAAGUGCUGUAGGUGUUAGUGGUGCAAGUGCUGUUGGUGUUAGUGGUGCAAGUGCUGUAGGUGUAAUUGGUGUUAGACCUGUAGGUGUUAGUGGUGCAAGUGCUGUUGGUGUUAGUGGUGUUACACCUGUUUACAUGUAUGCUGUCCCGUCCGUCAGUGUGAGUACUGUGAGUACUGUUAUGAGUGACAUGGAAACUAAUGUAUUGUACAUGGAGUACAACCCUCAAAAUCUUAUUUUUCGGGAUUGGCUUGGCUCCCUUGUAAUACCAACUCCAUUAGACUCGUUAUCGCAAGUAAAAGUGGUCUUGGAAAAUGGUGCCCGCAACUGCCCUCCACUGAAGAAAUUGACAAAGAAAAUGAGAUUAUUUUAUCAACGGGCCACCAAAUCGACUAUUUAUAGUCAGGGAGUUAAAAAAAAAGACGACUACCGCAAGUACUUCCAUCGGAAGAUAAACCGAUGUGACGCAGCCACAAACCUUUUGAUGACAUAGAAGAGGCCGAGUUCUGGUUUGGUGGUGGUAAACAAGACAUGGUCAAAAAGGUGCCGCGGGUAACAACUGCACUCCACCAGAGCAAGAGACCACCACGUUUACCUGUAAAGAACUGUUACGCAAGACAAGAGAUGAGCUGUUGUAACUUGUUAAGGGAAGGACAGGUAGAGAGAUGAACCCACGCACCAGAAAGGCAGAUCUGGUUAACAUGAUUGAGGGUUUCUGAAUUUAAAUAAAUGAGGCGUAAAUAAACUUGAAUGCAAAUGCAAGUGUGAGGUAUUACCGAGUGACAGGAGUGUAUAUAUGUUGUAAAUCUAUUAGCUACAAUUUCUCAAACAAAUAAAUGUAACGAGAGUCAGGCAAUAUCUAAAUGAAAUAAAUAUCGUAUAACUCA